This is a messenger RNA of Porites lobata, 5962 nucleotides long. The record is from the annotation of a GenBank genome assembly. NCBI's taxonomy places the organism in Eukaryota, Metazoa, Cnidaria, Anthozoa, Scleractinia, Poritidae.
AUGACAGACACUGACGAUAAGAAAGGAGAUGAAGGCCAAACAGAGCCAGUGUAUGGAGGAUGUGAAGGUCCAAAUGCUACCUAUGUGAAGCUGAUUUCCAGUGAUGAACAUGAAUUUAUAAUCAACAGGGAUUAUGCCUUGACUUCAGGCACAAUCAAGGCCAUGUUGAGUGGUCCUGGUAAGACUCUUAAAAAAACUAUGUAAUCGUUCUCUGAAGAGCUGUCAUUAGGGGCUGGAGACCGGGGAUUUCUCCUGGCUGCUAAACCCUAACCCUACUAGAAUCAUGACCCCUGGCUUUUUCGGAGGAAACAAUGGGAAAAUGGAGCACAAAGAACUCCCUUGCUCUUUAAUUUCCUUCCUUCUAAUGCAUAUACCUGACAACUUGAAAUCUUAGUGACAGCUGUUUAGUCUGACUCUUACCUUUAACUUUUUAUGAUAGAAGCUGGUCUUUAUUUUCAACAACCAUUAAAUGCUUACAAAUGAAAUGAUUAUGACUUGUAAUUGAUUGUUUUUCAAUGUACAAAUCAUCUGCAAAUUAGACUCAUUAAGUACACAUACCAUAACUGAAACAGAGAAAAAAUCCACAGGUUAAAGUGCUGUGAGUUAAUUUCCACUUUUGCUAGCCUCCUGCAACAUGCAGGUUAGUUUUGGAGCAAGUGCAUUAAAAAUGAAGCAAAUUAGUAAGAUCCUCUGUCUUUUGAAAAGCAAUCAUGGUUCAGACUGCAGGCCUGGAACAUUUUUUGUCUUACUUGCAGGUCAGUUUCAUGAGAAUGAAACCAACGAAGUUUACUUCAGGGAAAUUCCGUAAGUACUUCAUAAUCUUAUUCAAAUUUCUCUUCUUUUCUCCUUUGCUCACAUAGACUCUGGCAUAUGUUGGAAUUUUGAUUAAACUGAGGGUAAAGGGACUAGCAAAAUGUGUUUGCCAAAACAAGGAUUCAUUGGAGGCUCUUUCCUUAUAAUUAAAUUUUUCUAUCACUGGGGCAAUGAAUAUUGUUCGUUAUACCAGCCAAGGACUUUGUUAUACAGUGUAUAGAGGUUCGUUGUAUCAAGGUUUCAGUGCAUGCGGCGGGGCUAAAGUGCAGGUCACAGGUCACAGGUCAGGUCACAGGUUACAGGCCACAGGCCACAGGUCAGGUUACAGGCCACAGGUCACAGGCCACAGGUUAGGUUACAGGCCACAGGUCACAGGCCACAGGUCAGGUCACAGGUCACACAAAAAACAAUAGGACACUGGACAAAACUGAUCUAGACUGAUGUUUUACUAUACAUAAAUAAAAUAAGCCAAGGAACCUUGAUGAUAUUUUUGUCCUUUAAACAAUAUUAAAUUCCACACAUGGAAUAAUAUUUUCAUGCUGAUCAUACGGCAUAUCCAAACUUCGUAACGAAAUCACAACGGUGGGCAAAAUCAUUUUGUACGAAAAACAAAUCACAUGUUUUUCACUGAAAACGAAGUGUUGUCCUGUUAUUAGAAUGUCAUCUCCAAAUAAGCCGUGCAGCCAAGAUAACUUGGAGCGAGUCACUGACAUGCAGCACUUUAAUCCUUUGAUACAUCAGCAGUUUACAGAGUCAAAGAUUCAAGUUGUAAUGGCGGAAUGCUCCCACGUAAGGGCUACGAGGCAAAUCCAACAGAGGUUUUUCAAGCUGUUGUGCAACAGAACGUGAGAAAAUGGCAAGCUCUUGAGAGAAGAGCCGAGAAAUAUGGUCCAGCAACUAUAGCAAUGUCUGAAGUUCUUAGCCUACUACACUUUAAUAUAGCAGUAUUUUGUGACUGGUACGAAGCGCGAGCAACAGGCCGCCACCUUCAAAAGAGAUGGAAGACCGAUCUAGUGGCAAGAAGAGUUUAGGACGAGAAAAGUCUGAAGAAAGUUGCCGUAUUUCAGUGGUCAAAUAAGUUUUAGACUGUCCUUAAGUUUUUCUUCCGUUUUCCCGUCGAAUGCUUUUUAAAACAUCCACAAACACGUCAUAAUAUUCUUAACGCAACAACCCUUCUUUUUGAGAUUCGUUUUUUCUAACAAAUCGCGUGAUUUUGCGUACCUUUGUGAUUUCGUUACUAACUUUGGUUACGCUGUAACGCAAGUCCUCCUUGCGUGAUCAGCAUGAAUAUAUUUUCUCAUGUGUGGGAUUUAGUAAAGUUCAGGACAGAAAAAAUAUAAUUGAGGUUCCUUGGCUUGUUCUAUUUUUGUAUGAUAAAAUGUCAAUCAAGAACAGUUUUGUCCAGUGUCCUAUUGUCUUUGUGUGUGACCUGUGGUCUGACCUGUGACCUGACCUGUGGCCUGUUAUCUGACCUGUGACCUGUGGUCUGACCUGUGACCUGGCCUGUGGCCUGUGACCUGUGACCUGACCUGUGACCUGUGACCUGCAGUUUAGCCCCGCUGCAGUGCAUGUAACUACAGGUGUACAUGUAGCUGCUAGCAAAUAGAUGACAGCUGCAGAGGUUCAAGAGUCUGUAUUCACAGGGGUCCCAAACUCACUACAUGAAUGCUUGUUAAAAACAAAUACACCGCAGUGUUCUCCCUAUCAGGCGGUAACCAGUAAAAUUUACCACCUGAAGCAACACUUCUUACCGCCUGCAACCUCUUGAAGGUUUACUAAAAAAAAUAAUUUGUUUUAAAAAAUAGGCAAGUUGUGAUCCAAUCUGAUUCUCAAAAGAAAAUGAAUUAAUAUAUGGAAAAUUACCAAAGUAUACACAGCUUUUCUUUUUAUGGACCAUACAUUUUGGAAAGAGAACGUUGAUGUCAGAGUAAAAUUAUUGGAAAUAUCGAACGUUUUAAAUUGUUGCCUAAAGAUAACAAUGGUCCAUUUGCAUAAAAUAGGUCUUGAAGUGAGGAAAUGAUGUCCCUCACUCCACUACCCCUCCACCCCCCAGGGGCCCUUUUUUUGCCUUACUGGCCAUGAAUGGUCCCUUACCCAGUUAGCUAAAAUUUAGGGAGAACACUGCACUGGCAUAUACAUGUACAGUGUAUUGCAUAAUGAAGCACUUUUAGGGUUCAUAUGGGAUUAGUUUUAUUUUGAAAAAAUUCAGUUCAUUGUAACUUAUUGUGUGGAAAUGAAGUACAGUGGAACCUGGUUAGUACAGACACCAAGGGGACAUGUCAUACAGGUGUCCUUAUUAUCCAGGCCCCAGUUGUUCAAACAUUGGAUAGCCCUUUCCACCGGAUAAAUCACUACCCAGCGGAUAAGUAUUAGGGAAACCAAUUACGCUAUCUGCUGGAUAGUGAUUUAUCCGGUGGGUAGCGCUAUCCAACGUUUGAACAACUGGGGCCAGGUGUCUGUAUUAAGCAGUCUCUCGGGAAAAAAACUUCACAGACACAUGUUGUAUUGAUAUAAAGACUAAAGCAGACAAAGAGGAAGAGGGGUAGGAACAAUGACAGACUGUCCAACCAACCUGAUUUCAUCGGGAUUACCCCGAUUUUGAUUGAAAAUCCUGAAUCCUGACCAACAUGUGACCGGUAUUGGAAAAAUCCUGACAUUUAUGGCUUGGUAGCCCUUCCUACUUUUUGGUGUAGAGUACAUAAAGUACCGUUUAGAACGGUACUUCGCUUCUUCAGAGUUGCUUUCUUUCUUUCAGUGUCAAAACAACUCCCAGCAUUUUAUUUAUGGCCCCUGCCACAAGGCCUGCUGAUAGCCAAGAAUAAUAAGAAAACCAAUCCAGUUUAAUGCAUGUUUAGGUGGCUCAACCCAGUAUUUUUAUAGGCACACCCUCCAUCUUUGAAUCUCUUAUACUUAAACAAAUUGAUCUGUACUGUAAAACGAUUAUGACCCAUGGAUUACACUUAGACUAAAAUUUAUUAUGGUAUUAUUUUUGGGUUGAUUGGAAUAAAAUUAAUGUCAUGUGGCAAUGAUGUCACAAUGGUUUUGCCCUAAAUCGAAUUUCGGCCCUGUCCGGCAUUAAAUUCUUUUGAAAUGCUUUAAGCUUCGUAUUCUUUGGAUAAAUGUCUUCAGCUGUGCAAUGUUUCACAAAAAUCUAUGGGAGGAAUUUUGAGAUAUCCCGGAAUUUCUAUAGAAAGAGUAUAAAUUAUCCAUGCACUGAAGACUGGAGUUACUUUUUAGAUGUUUCCGAAAAGGUUUUAUCACUCAUUCGUUAUACACUCUAGAAGCCGCUGAGUACAAGUACACUUGCGCGAUUUCAAAACACAUGAAAACGUAUGAAUCAGGGUAAAACGCAAUGCUGAGCUCUUUUUGUAAUUUCUAAGGCUACUUUCAUGGAAACAGCGAUGAAAGUAAAAUUGGUUGAUAGAUGUUUUAGACUGUUUUAGUACUUUAAUUGGUCAAUGCAAGUACACUUGCGCGAUUUCAAAACACAUGAAAACGUAUGAAUCAGGGUAAAACGCAAUGCUGAGCUCUUUUUGUAAUUUCUAAGGCUACUUUCAUGGAAACAGCGAUUAAAACAAAAUUGGUUGAUAGAUUUUUUUAGACUGUUUUAGUACUUUAAUUGGUCAGUGUACUAUUAAAUCCCCAAAUUUCAUGUCAAUUGAAAACUUCUGAACACCUAUAAAAAUGCUGGGUCAAGCCACCUUAAGGGUAAACAAUCUUAAAACUAACAAUCAAUUUACCAAACAUUUUUGACAGAAAAUUUAAUUGUCACUCCAGAAUGGUAGAAAUGGUGUUUCCGAGCCUUAAAAUUUCAAAAGUUUCUAGGGAAGCAUGCCCCGAGACACCCCCAGCACCUCUCGCUUUCGGCGCACAAAAAUUUCUCCCUAUUUUUCAUAGCCAGAAGUUUGGACAGUCUGCAGUGACAGCCACAAAAAGGCAGGAAAUGCAGGGUACUUUUUUAUGGAAAUCAUCCCGGCCAGUUUAAAAUAGAGUAAUCAUGUGCUGACACUGAAUAAAGGAGCCAAAAUGUAAUGAUGUCUGUGUUCUGUCAAACACCCUAAUUCUUGCUCCAGAAUGCUGGAACUGCAUUAUAAGAGGCCCAAAUUUCAAAAUUUUUCCAGGAGCUCACAAGUCGCACCUUUGCUACCAGUUUUUUCAUUCUCCACUUACUCCAAAGCUUUUGCCACCUACUACUUAGUUAAAAUCUUAUUGAAAACCCUGAAAUGAAACUUGGCCACAGUGCAAGGGGCAAACACAGAAAGAAAUAUAUAAUGCGAUCAGUCUAAUAAAUUUUGUACUAGAUCAAUAAUUUUGUACCAGUUUAAAAAUAAUUGUACCAGUACAAGACAAUUUGUACCAUGAGCAAAAUUGAACUACAACAUAUACAGGCGUCCAUAUUAAGUGGGUGUCUGUAGAGCGGGCUUCCACUGUACAUAAUAUAGAGGACACUUACGAAUUGCAUGAGAAAACUAACAAACUUCUUCAUACAACUCCUCGUUGCAGAUCGCAUGUGCUUGCCAAAGUCUGUACUUAUUUUAUGUACAAAGUGCGAUACACCAACAGCAGCACAGAGAUCCCAGAAUUCCCCAUUGCUCCAGAGAUCGCCUUGGAGUUGUUAAUGGCAGCAAAUUUCCUGGAUUGCUGAAGGUUAACUGUAGUGUGCAUUAGUGUAAUAGCAGACAUUAUGUUGCAUUUGUUCAAGUUCAAUCUUUUUGUACUUUGGUAUAUUAAUUUAAGGUUGUCAAACUUUGAUAAAGAUAUUCUGCCAAAAGUUAGUAUAACUUGCAUCAUCUCUCAAGAAUGUAUUAAAGACCACGGUUCUGUUACCUGUUGCACACUUUGUAUAGUUACAUUACUGUUGUGAGGUAUACAAAAUUCACUCUUUUCAUUUCCACAGCAAAAGAACUUUCUGAGAAUGUUACAUUGAAAAUUUUUUUCAAAUUAAUUUUUUAAGAGUUGGAAGUAAAUAGCCAAUGUAAUAAAAAUGCCAUGAUAAUAAUGAUAAGAAUCUUAAAUAUAGUAGCAAGUUUAAAGUUAAAGAGGAUUUUCUGUAUUAAAUACUGUCUUUAUUUCAACAUCAAAUCAAUCUAAAACCAACAAAGAUAAUAACUGUUUUGUAAGAAUUACUUUAUACUUAAAAGGUUUAGAA